This is a messenger RNA of Sorex araneus (European shrew), 369 nucleotides long. RefSeq names its product histone H2B subacrosomal variant-like. The record is from RefSeq and is a predicted model, not a curated record. NCBI's taxonomy places the organism in Eukaryota, Metazoa, Chordata, Mammalia, Eulipotyphla, Soricidae. Bases 1 to 369 code for a protein of 122 amino acids. Gene Ontology annotation, cellular component: nucleosome. The transcript has a single exon. Gene Ontology annotation, biological process: nucleosome assembly. Gene Ontology annotation, molecular function: protein heterodimerization activity; DNA binding; structural constituent of chromatin.
AUGGCCAAGCAUACCACCAAAAGGAAUAGGUGCACAAGAGACAAAGCAAAACAAAUCGUCAAACAAAAAUCCAAUUCCAGCACCUAUGUGGGCUGUCGAAAUUAUUCACGCUACAUAAACAGGGUCCUCAAAGAAGUGAUCCCCCAGAAUGGCAUAUCAUCGCACACUGUGGAUAUUCUGAACACCUUGAUCAACAAUAUCUUUGAGUACAUUUCUACGGAAGCCUGCAACCUGAUGUUUCACAGAGAUCGUUGUACGCUCACCCCUGAAGAUGUCCAAAAAGCAGUAUAUUUGCUGUUGCCUGGGAAACUAGCUAAGUAUGCAGUGACUUUUGGAAGUGAUGCUGUCUACAGAUAUAUCCACUCCUAG